AGAGUAAAUAAGUUAUAAGUUAGAGUUGUAAAGUAGAGUUUUGAGUAGUAAAGUGUUAAGUUAUAAGGAAUUAGAAAUAAAGAUUAGUGUAUAGCCAUUAAAGUGUAACUUUUAUUUGACAGUACAGUGAUCGAAUUCAGGGUAGAGUUUCAACGUAAGCAACAGUUUUUGGAAAUCCGUUACAAUAUUUACUGGUUCCUUUGUUAUUCAAUUUUAUAUGUAAAUUGUGGCAAUAAAUAUUCAUAUUCAAGCAAGCAAGUCGUUGUCAAGGGCAACGGACAAUUUGACGAGCAAUUAUAAUCAAAACAAACAACGAACUCUACAAAUGAAAACAUUUUUUGUUGUAUACCGGUUUAGUAGUGCUGGAAUUAAAAAUGAAUCACACAUUUCCAAAGCAUACGGGCAUCUAUAACAUAAGUGACAAUAUUGAAUAUCUAGAAUUGGAAGUGAAUUUCCGUCAUAUUAAUUCCUUGUUGAAAUUGCCAAAGUUCGAUCUGACACGUAUCAAUGUCAAUAACAAUAGUUCAACUAAAAAGAGUGAAAGUUUCGAACAAACUGACGAUACGAUUUCGUUGACAAAAAUUCGUUGGCAAGAAAAACUUUUAAGUCCAAACGAGAUUGAAUUAUAUAAAGAUGAGCGAAAUUGUAUCACGGAUACCCAGAAGAAGUAUAAUCAGUGGCUGUUGGAUGCUGGGGUCACAGGAGUCACUCCCGCACGCACUUCGUCGGUGGUCGAAGGGAACAAACGUAGACAUAAUAAAAAAAGCAAUAAGAAAUCGCUAAAAUUAGAAUCUCUAUCCAUAGAUCGUUGGGGUGAAGUAUUUACCUAUGUACAUGAGGACAACUUCAGACCAAAUAACAGUGCGCAAUUGCUGAUUAAUAACAAGACUGAAAAAUCUAGCUUUGCCGGAGUCGCAGAGGGGCAUACAGAGUUUAUGUAUAUUUUUGCUGCGAUAUCACCAUACAUACAAUUAAUGUCGCUUGCUUGGUAUCCGGCGCUGAGGCAAUUACACGUUUAUCCAGAUUUCAAUGAUUUCAUAGUGAAUCCCUAUUAUAUCGAAAUUGAUACAGAUUAUCGGCAUUUGUACGCUUUUGCUGUGCACAAUGUCUCGAAGCGCAGAUACGUUGCAAGUCCAACACCCUACUUACAGCUGCCAGAGUUAACAGCGCAUUGGCAAGAGGAACGAAAUUUGAGCACUUUAUUUGAUAUGCCGCCGAAACGCACGACUCGUAUAUCACUGCUCUUUGAGUUGCGAAAAGCUAGUGGAUUCAGUUAUGACAAUAUUCAUGUGCGUUAUCACAUUCAAUUGCCCGCAAACACCAUACUCGAAGAAGGUGUGCUGCAUGCCAGUACACAUGCCUGCUCACCCACUUCGAAUAAUGUUGAAUGCCACUUCGGUUAUAAUUGGCAAAUGACUUUGCUUUGUGAAGAGGAAUUCAAUCCCGCUCACUUGCUGCAUAUAUAUUUUGAGAUAAUUUCAAUCGACAGCUAUGGACGUGAUCGUAUUGAAGGGUACGCACACUAUUCCACAUAUCUUUUAACUGGAUCGAACUCGGCGGAACUGCAGUGUCUACGUCCUGCCGAAAGCAUAUUGGACACACUCACUCGUUAUCUAAUUGGUGGACGUCGACAAUUUGAUUAUAUGCGUUUUUAUACAGACACUGACAAUGAUACAAAACUCAAAUCACGCUACGGCUUUCGUAUGGAGAGCACGGGACAGCUGGAGUUUAAUUGCCAAUGCUUUACACAACGUAACUGCGAGUUACUGCAACCAUGCAAAAACAAAACGAGUGGAAUGACUUUGGAUGAUAUUAUGUUGGCAUAUCGCGAAGCUCGCAGGAACCUGGAAGCUGUGGUGCUGAAGUAACAACACUCAGUUUGAUUAAAAUUCGACAAUAUUUAAUUAUAUUACAUUAAAGAUCCCGAUUUAAAGAAGAA
Molecule: messenger RNA, 1939 nt
Organism: Zeugodacus cucurbitae (melon fly)
Lineage: Eukaryota; Metazoa; Arthropoda; Insecta; Diptera; Tephritidae
Gene: Mks1
Product: tectonic-like complex member Mks1
Exons: 1
Coding region: 375-1868 (497 amino acids)
Biological process (GO): cilium assembly
Cellular component (GO): MKS complex
Source: RefSeq, a predicted model, not a curated record